Dictyostelium discoideum AX4 is the source of this 411-nucleotide messenger RNA. RefSeq lists its product as hypothetical. The record is from RefSeq and is a predicted model, not a curated record. NCBI's taxonomy places the organism in Eukaryota, Evosea, Eumycetozoa, Dictyosteliales, Dictyosteliaceae. The transcript has a single exon. Bases 1 to 411 code for a protein of 136 amino acids.
AUGGAUUCAGCAGUAGAAUUAUCAGAUCCAUUCGAUUAUAUAGAUCAUUAUUUUGGAUACCCAGUUAUUGGUACAGAAUAUUCCUAUGAAAAAUUAGUUAACCCAUCAAUGUUAUGUGAAGAUAAAUAUUUUAAUUUAGUUGGAAUGAUGAAUUAUAUAAUAAAAAACAAAACUUCUGAUGAUGAUGAAAAACCUGGAAAUUCAAAAAUUAAAUCACAUACUGAUCAACCACCCACAACUCAAACCUUAUCCAAAUCCAAUUACAAUGUAAUAUUUAAAAUUGUAAUAUUUAUAAUAAUAAAAUGUAAAAGAAUAAAAAAGAAAAAUAGGGUAAACAAUCCUAAAAUAAAAACAAAUAAUCCAAAUGAAGAAUUUGAAAAUACUGGAGCUGAUAGUGUUGUAACACAAUAG